Messenger RNA from Magallana angulata, 886 nucleotides. RefSeq lists its product as uncharacterized. Gene Ontology annotation, molecular function: scavenger receptor activity. The record is from RefSeq and is a predicted model, not a curated record. Lineage: Eukaryota; Metazoa; Mollusca; Bivalvia; Ostreida; Ostreidae. The coding region runs from base 43 to 780 and encodes 245 amino acids. The transcript has 6 exons.
GUAAAUUGAGAGGUUUUCUUAACUUCUUACUUCACUGGUAAAAUGAACGGUGAAAGAUGUCCAGACAAUAGUCAUUAUAACAACAGUAUUGCUCGGUGUGAUUGUAAUGAAGGAUUUUUUCAAUCAGAUUGUAGUCAAAAAUGUGAUCCAGGAAAGUACGGGUUUGCAUGUGGCAGUACAUGUUCAUCCUGCUCUAUAGACGACUGUAAUCAUGUUUAUGGCUGUCCUCAGAUCGUGAGCACAACUUUAUCACGCAUUCCAUCCUCUUCAACUGACAUAGAAACAUCGUCUGAAACAGAGAACGCCAGUGUGGUCGUCAUUAGUAUCGUGUCUGUGGUCGCCACUCUGAUUGUAGUUGGACUAGUCUUAUUCUGCUGCUUUCGCAUAUUAAGAGAAAAAAAGAAAAGGAGCAGAAAUGGAACAAAUGAAGACGCAAGUGGUGUAUUUUUAAUGCCUGGAGUAGACAGAUAUGCAGAAUCAAAUAAUAGUGACAACCUAUAUACUGAACCUAAUCUUUACGAAUCUGAUGUAACGAGUGCAAGAGAUAACGAUUCUACAGUUGAUUCAACAAAGUUCGAAACUCGGGUCAAGGAAGUCACGCCGGAAGUCGAUGAAGAUCACUACAAUCACAUAACCCUUAAAAUUGACCUGAAUCCUAAGUACAACAGGGAUGACACUGACCUUGGUGAUAUGUACAGCCAUAUUAAAACCACACACCCGCCCUCUAGAGUCCUGACGGAUAAUCAGUACAGUCACGUGACCAGCGAUUCCAGCCCUUGAAUAUUUUGUUUUAGACCUAAUUCCUCUCAAAAACUUCAUGUUCUAAGAAUAUCCAUGAGAUGAUGUACGUAAAUGAAUGCAUCUACAUUAAAUAUAUUUUAUUUAA